UCACCCAUGCAAAGAAGAACGUCCUAGAAAAGUGCUGGCAGCUUUUCAUUCACAACGGCAGCAGAACUUUCAUCUUCAUAAAGCAUCAUGGCACGCGAUCAUCACAUAUAUUACUGCAUAAAGCUGCUUGUGGUGUGCGCGCUCUUGACCGCGGCGCGCGGCACUGCUGACAGAACCAAAACACUGGACUUCGAUGUCAAACCAGGAGGAGUUGUGCACACUUUCUCUGCUAAAAUGAAAAAGUAUGAAUGCACUUUUACAUACGCAUCUCAAGGAGGAACCAAUGAGCAAUGGCAAAUGAGUGUUGGACUAAGUGACGACAACAAGCUGUUUUCCUGUUCAGUAUGGAGGCCCCAAGGGAAGUCCUACUUGUUCUUCACCCAGUUCAAAGCCGAGAUAAAAGGAGCCAAGAUUGAGUUCGCCACCGCAUUUUCCCAGACAGCCGUGGGUGGACAGAGGGAUGUACCUUUGAAAGAAGAAGAGUACAUUGUGUCAGAGUCCACAGUGACCCACAGAGAUGGAAAAUUCCGUUCCGAGCUCUCAAAGCUCACUGUCAUUGGUCGGACACGCCACGAUGAACUCUGACUGGCUGAUCCUUGAAGGAUGUCCAAUCGCACAAGGACAUUGGUCGUUUGACAGCUAUUGAAGCUCUGCCUUUUAACGGUUAACAUAAGCCAAGGAAAUCAAGACCACAGAAAGUGAAGAUAGCACUUCCUGCAACAAAUACUACAGAGAUUUCCUACAGCUUCUAUAGAGACUGUGAAUGACCAAGAACUGGAUUGAUCAUAAUAAGGGAGUUAGACACACACACACACACAAAAAGUCUAUUACUGGAGAUAAAUAAAGGAUACAUAUUGUUGACAAUUUUUUACUUGUACAUUUAUUCAUAUUUUCUUAAGGAAGUGAGGUGAUAUGAAGGCUUCUCAUUGAAAUCAUUUAGUUAGCUCAGAACAGUAGUUUGAUUUCUCUUUAUGGGUUUAGGGUUUUCAGCCUGAUUUUGGCUUCAUACCUGCAAAACUGAUUGUCGAGAAUAAAGAUAUUUACUUUCUGGUCUUACGCUGGUGUUCCAUGAGAAAUCCAUCAAAAUCUUUGGGGUAUGUCGGAAUCCUUUUAUUAUUUCUGUGGUGGAGGAAAGACAAACAGUUACUUUAUUCCAAUAACUUAUGUAAUGAGAUUUUAAUAAAUCUGUUGAAUAUU
Messenger RNA from Xyrauchen texanus (razorback sucker), 1197 nucleotides. Its product is annotated as myeloid-derived growth factor-like. The transcript has 6 exons. The coding region runs from base 88 to 585 and encodes 165 amino acids. Gene Ontology annotation, biological process: positive regulation of angiogenesis; positive regulation of endothelial cell proliferation. The record is from RefSeq and is a predicted model, not a curated record. Lineage: Eukaryota; Metazoa; Chordata; Actinopteri; Cypriniformes; Catostomidae.